AUGGAAGAUCUCUUCGGCCUCGCCGCUAUCGACAUUGACUCUAUCGUCGGCGUCGUCAAUCCGAAUCAGCCAUGUCUCCCACUUCUUAUCUCCUCUACACUUCUUCAAUUGAAGAAGGCAUUUAUCACCCAUUUGAGGCGAUUCCUCCAAGAGGAGUAUCCGGGAUCCAAAUUGAAGUUGAUCGGCUCCUCGGUGAGUGGCUUCGCAACAAAAUCCAGUGAUCUGGGUCUCACAAUGGUGUUUGCCGAAGGUAGCCGAGAGGCAGACACUUGGAGGAGUGGAGCAAAAGAUGAUCAAAUUAAGGCAAGAUCACUCCACCAAUUCUUCUCCUCAGCACGCGCAAAACCCUCCAUCCACCCACUCACUCGCUCACUUGCCAUUUUCUCUCUCUGUAGGCGCUCAUGGAAAUAUACUCAAAGCUGA
This is a messenger RNA of Rodentolepis nana, 423 nucleotides long. The record is from the annotation of a GenBank genome assembly. NCBI's taxonomy places the organism in Eukaryota, Metazoa, Platyhelminthes, Cestoda, Cyclophyllidea, Hymenolepididae.